Parastagonospora nodorum SN15 is the source of this 387-nucleotide messenger RNA. RefSeq lists its product as hypothetical. The record is from RefSeq and is a predicted model, not a curated record. Bases 1 to 387 code for a protein of 128 amino acids. The transcript has 2 exons. NCBI's taxonomy places the organism in Eukaryota, Fungi, Ascomycota, Dothideomycetes, Pleosporales, Phaeosphaeriaceae.
AUGUCACCUGACUACACCCGCACCACUGAACAGGUUUAUAUGGAUCUUGCCAAACUCUACUUGCGCAAAAACCACAAUCUAGAUAUCUUAGGCUUCGUGGUGCACCAUGCGCCAGACUCUGCGCAAAUGCAAGGAAAUCCGCCUGUCAUGAAUGGACCAGACCUGCUCGUAGAGUGUUAUCGUGCGCACAAAAUCUCCCGCUUGUCUUUCAUCUGCGAACAAUUUGACGCUGAGGCGCUACGAUCCUGGAUGGAUGGGGCACUGGAACAUGACUACCCAUAUGCUGGUGAAACCCAUGAAGAAGCGUUCUCGACAUCAGUCGUUGUUGAUAUACGAUUCGACCCAUUGGAUAAAUGUUACAGUCGUGGAGGGAAGAUGAUCUGUUGA